This is a messenger RNA of Lycium ferocissimum, 1221 nucleotides long. RefSeq names its product transcription factor MUTE. The transcript is spliced from 3 exons. The record is from RefSeq and is a predicted model, not a curated record. Lineage: Eukaryota; Viridiplantae; Streptophyta; Magnoliopsida; Solanales; Solanaceae. The coding region runs from base 102 to 674 and encodes 190 amino acids. Gene Ontology annotation, molecular function: protein dimerization activity; DNA-binding transcription factor activity. Gene Ontology annotation, cellular component: nucleus. Gene Ontology annotation, biological process: guard cell differentiation; positive regulation of DNA-templated transcription; stomatal complex development.
UUCAUGGUUCACUCCUUUCUCUGUUAUAUAUAAAGCUUGAGAGACAAAAAUCUAAAAACAUAAACACACGCAAUAUAGGUAUCAAGAAAAAAAACACGAUCAUGUCUCACAUAGCAGUGGAGAGAAACAGGAGAAGACAAAUGAAUGAAAAUCUCAAGGUUUUGCGUUCCUUAACCCCUUGUUUCUACAUCAAAAGGGGUGAUCAAGCAUCAGUUAUAGCAGGAGUAAUUGAAUUCAUCAAGGAGUUACACUUAGUUCUACAAUCUCUAGAGGCAAAAAAGCGACGAAAGAGCCUAAGUCCUAGCCCUGGUCCUAGUACUCCAAGGCCAUUGCAACUAAGUCCCACACCUGAAAGUCCAUUUAAUAAUAACUUCAAGGAACUUGGAGCAUGUUGCAAUUCUCCAGUGGCUGAUGUUGAAGCAAAAAUAUGUGGAUCAAAUGUUAUGUUGAGAACAAUCUCAAAGAGGAUUCCUGGUCAAAUUGUGAAGAUAAUCAAUGUGUUAGAGAAGCUUUCUUUUGAGAUUCUUCAUCUCAACAUCAGCACCAUGCAGGAUACAGUUCUAUACUCCUUUGUCAUCAAGAUAGGACUGGAGUGCCAACUGAGUGUGGAAGAGCUAGCCGUGGAAGUUCAAAAAAGCUUCUCAUCUGAUGUUUUUUGUAUCAGUGAAAUAUAGAAUCUAAAAAAAAGGAAGAGAAAUUAUCUAAAUGUACUUCAUUCCAAUAUUAUCUUCUUACGCUCUAGUACUAUAUAUCCUUUGGAUAUAAAGUGUAAGAAACUAAUUUUGGAAUGUAACAAAUAAUUUCCAACAUUUAAGGUUGGAUUUACUACGUAAAAUCUACUAGUAUAUGACUAGGUAUACUGGUAUAGGGCGUAUGGAAGUGUCAUAAUUCUCUGAAUUAGAAAGUUGAGGAUGUAUACUAUAUAUAGAAAGACUUUGUCCUUAGAAAGACUUUGUCCUUCUAUUUUAUAUAUAUAGUAUGUUAAGAGAUGAAAGUAGAUGCAUGCACGUAAAAGAAUAUCAUCCACAUCUACUUCAAUCUGAACAAGAGCAAAGCCAUAUAUUAACAGUAUAUGCAAGUGUUUUGGUUUAUGCUUCAUGUUGCAAAUGGAUGCUUUACAACAUUAUAUACAUUGCUUCUGAACCAAGGGCAAAGCCAGAGUAUAGAGUUUAUGGGCCGGGGUUCUGAACUUGUCAUCAAAUAUGUAAUCGUCAUAAUUAC